AAAAUUCCCGUUAAGGACCAUAGAAUAAUAACGCCAAAAGAGAAAGGCAUAAUCAGACAUUAUGGUCAAAGUUACGCGGGGAGUUCUGUGCAUUUUCCUCCUCUUCUUGUUUAUAAUACUUUUCAUCUUUUAACGGAUGUAAAAAGACGCAAGUUAAAAAAUAUUAAAUGUUUUUAUUAAAUACUUUAAAUUAUCAAAAAUUAAAUUUUAUUUUAAAAUAAUAAAUACUCCUAUUUUCAAUAAAAAAAAUUACUUUUAAUUUCUUAGUACAUAUGAAAAAAGCUUAAAAGAUUUUCUCCCUCUUUAUGCUGGACACAGUACAGAGUAUUUAGAGAGAAAAACAAAGAAAGAGGAUAAUGAAUGGUGACAAGAAUACAUCAAUGUCCUUACAUUUCCUACCCUUUAAAUAAUUCAUAACUGUAUAAAUUGUGCCAACAUAUGUGACAACGAAAAGUUAAAAAAUUUAAAGGGUUUUGCCUUGAAGGAUGCGUGGAUUUGGCCGCAUAAACGGUCACGUGUCAACUCAACCAAGCAAAGCAUAUUAGUUUGGAGAUUACAUGCAUUGAUUUAAUCAAAUAAUCUUCAUGCAUAUCCUAGAAUAUCCAAAGGGAAACCAAGGAAUUAGAAUCCCUUGUCAAGAAACAAUGAAAGGUAACGCAGGCAGUAAUAUGAAAGACAGAAAAUAAAAAACAAAACUACAUUCGUUUAUAUUAUGUUGGAAGCUAGCAUAGGGUGGAAACUAAGUGCAAUACACCCCUUAGUACACAUAGGAGGAUUUUAAAGCUUCAACUCUAAACAUUGUGUUCUCAAAUAUCAAUGCAUUUUCCUUGAACCAGCUGAUAUUUGAGAAAUCCGUUAUUCCCCAUGAUGUUUAGUCCAGCUUUUGGAAAGCAAUAUCUCAUUUGUCAAAAUUCAUAAAGACAAGUGAACUUGGUUCUUAUAAACGUAGCAUGUUCCUGCUCUUUCCUUUUGAUCACAUUCUGCCAUCAGAUACCAACCUUUGUUCAGUACCAUGGCCUCAAACCAAGGUGUACUAUUAACUCUUGACAAUGCCAAAACACAAAGCUACCAUUACAAGGCAAUUGUGAUCGCUGGGAUGGGGUUCUUCACAGAUGCAUAUGACCUCUUUUGCAUCACUGCAGUUACAAAGCUUAUAGGUCGCUUGUACUACUUUGAUCCCACUAGUAACAGUCCAGGGAAGCUUCCAACGAAUGUAAACAAUGCAAUAACUGGGGUUGCAUUAUGUGGAACCCUUUCAGGACAGCUCUUCUUUGGCUGGCUGGGUGAUAAACUCGGCCGAAAAAAGGUUUAUGGCAUAACUCUUGCAACAAUGGUGGGGUGUGCCUUAGCAUCAGGACUUUCUUUUGGCUACACAGCCAAAAGUGUGAUUGUUAGUCUAUGCUUCUUUAGAUUCUGGCUUGGAUUUGGCAUUGGAGGAGACUACCCUCUCUCUGCCGUUAUAAUGUCUGAAUAUGCCAAUCAAAAAACCCGAGGAAGUUUUGUUGCUGCUGUUUUUGCAAUGCAAGGGAUAGGAAUAUUGGUUGCUGGAGGGGUAGCCAUGUUGGUGUCUCGACUGUUCUUAGCAUCUUAUCCUGCUCCUGGUUUUGCAAAAAAUCCUGUGCUAUCUACUCAGCCAGAAGGAGAUUUUGUUUGGAGAAUAGUGCUCAUGUUUGGUGCAUUUCCUGCAGCCCUCACUUACUACUGGAGAAUGAAAAUGCCAGAAACUGCAAGGUACACUGCCUUAGUGGAAGGAAACCACAAGAAGGCUGUUGAAGAUAUGGCCAAAGUUCUUGUUAAGGAUAUACCUUCAGAAGAAUCAAAUAAUAGGAUUUCUUCCAUGCCUAGCCUCUCUUAUGGAUUCUUCUCUUCAGAGUUUCUCGAAAAGCAUGGCCUUCACCUUUUGGGAACAACUAGCACCUGGUUCUUGUUGGAUAUUGCCUUCUAUACCCUUCUGCUGACACAAAAGGAUAUUUACCCUGCAAGUGGACUUGUACCAAAGGCUUCCAGAAUGAAUGCUAUAGAGGAGGUGUUUGAGCUCUCCAAAGCAAUGUUCGUGGUGUCCCUGCUUGCCACAGUACCUGGAUACUGGUUCACAGUGUACUUCAUUGACAAGAUAGGGAGGUACAAAAUCCAGCUUGUUGGAUUCUUUUUAAUGUCUGUUUGCAUGUGGUUGCUGGGGCACAAUUAUGGAAAAUAUAGGGGAGUUUCUGACUGUGGCCCUGAUGCAAAAUAUGAUUAUUGUCAUGGAGACCAUACCAUGUUUUCCAUUCUUUUUGGAGCUAGCCUUUUCUUUGCUAACUUUGGACCCAAUAGCACAACAUUCAUAGUUCCGGCAGAGUUGUUUCCAGCUAGAUUCCGUUCGACGUGCCACGGGAUAUCAGCAGCUGCCGGGAAAGCUGGAGCUAUCAUUGGUGCUUUUGUGGUGCAAAGCAACAUAGAAAAUGCGGAUAACAAAACAAAAGGAAUGAAGAAGGCACUUAUGGCACUUUCAGUAGUCAACAUGCUUGGAUUCUUCUGCACUUUCUUAGUGCCAGAAACACAAGGCCGAUCACUAGAAGAAAUCUCAGGAGAGGAUAAUGAACUCCCCAGCAAUAUUACUGAAGAUAAUGAGAAAGAGAUGACAAAUGAUGUAACUGAGGGAACAAGAAAUACUAGUGUUGAUAAGCCUCCAGGAACCAUAAUAGUUUAGUUCCUGGGCUUACAACUAGAAUAUCCCAACCAGAAGCAUCAAUAAGAGAAUAAAAGGAAGAAGGACAGCAAAUAAUAAUGUUUGUUUCAGUAAUUUCUCCAGUGUUUUCAAUGUUUUACCUGUGCUUUAUACACUAGCCAGGCUG
This is a messenger RNA of Abrus precatorius (Indian licorice), 2834 nucleotides long. Its product is annotated as probable inorganic phosphate transporter 1-2. Gene Ontology annotation, molecular function: transmembrane transporter activity. Lineage: Eukaryota; Viridiplantae; Streptophyta; Magnoliopsida; Fabales; Fabaceae. The record is from RefSeq and is a predicted model, not a curated record. Gene Ontology annotation, biological process: transmembrane transport. Bases 1013 to 2689 code for a protein of 558 amino acids. The transcript has a single exon. Gene Ontology annotation, cellular component: membrane.